Messenger RNA from Nematolebias whitei (Rio pearlfish), 4319 nucleotides. RefSeq names its product cell migration inducing hyaluronidase 2 (gene cemip2). The record is from RefSeq and is a predicted model, not a curated record. The transcript has 23 exons. The coding region runs from base 1 to 4170 and encodes 1389 amino acids. Lineage: Eukaryota; Metazoa; Chordata; Actinopteri; Cyprinodontiformes; Rivulidae.
AUGCCGACAAGCGAUGGUCCCAGCCGCUUUCCCGUGUUUGUGGCUCCGACUCACGGCAACCAUACAAGGUGUCCUGGUUAUGUUCCGGGACGGGUGGCUCCUGUCCGCUCACCUCCACCUUCCAAAGCUCCACCGCCUCCACCGUUGAAACCACGCGGCCCACCACAGCAGCAACAAAUUACACUAAGCCUGAAUGAAGAAAACCACCGUAGGGAACACGCUCAGAACCUCCAGCGACGGAAGAACACUCUUAUUUGUUGUGGAGUGUCACUGGGUGCAUUCUUCUUUACACUCAUACUUGUCCUCAGUCUUAAAAGUGGAAAUGUGCUAGAUGAGAAUUGUCCAGACCACAACCCAUCUCUAAGUAGUUGGAAUCCAGGUCUCCAACCAGACAAAGCUGUUGUUGUCAAGAGAGGUCAUUUGUUUAGACUGGAAUCCUCUGCCACAUUUCAUUCACUUACCAUUCAAUCAGGAGGUCAGGUAGUUUUUGCUGACAGUGUUGACGCUUCUAAUAACAUAACCUUAAGGACUCAUCACAUUCUCAUAGAAGAUGGCGGAGCCCUUCAUAUUGGGUCACCCAAAUGCCGCUACCGUUCUCGUGCAACCAUUGCCCUUAUAGGCCGCUCAGACAACAAGGCUAUCCCUGAGGUUCCAGGCCUGGGCCGCAAAUUUAUUGGCGUUAAAAGCGGGGGAACUCUAGAGCUGCAUGGUACUGAGAGAGUUUCCUGGUCACUGCUAACCCGAAGCAUCCCAACAUCUGGGCUUUCCACGGGGGGUUAUGCCUUCCAGAAGAACUUCAGCCGGGGCAUCAACCUGCGUGUGUUUGACCAAGACACAUCUGCUUUGCUCUUCGACAGACGUUAUGACACUCACGAGUCCCGUAACGACAGUCAUUGGCUCACCCAGCUCCUACGUUCCCUGCCAGAAGGCCGCAUAGUUGCACUGGCUGUGGGAGACUCUGCUGUCAAAAAUUUGUUAGAUGAAACCAAGAAUGCCUUUAAGGAGAUACUUGGCAGCAGAUUUUCUUAUGAUCUCAAAUACAGACAAGCAUGGGCUUUGGUCUCUGUGGUGGGAGGUGGUAACACGUCAUGCUCUGAGGAUGUGAGAGAACAUGAAAACCUCAACACAGGAGGAAGAGCUCUAGCGAGGUGUAACUUUACCACUGUAGAUGGAGCCGGCUUCUCCGUCACUGCAUACAGCGAGUGGAAGAACGGUUACCCCAUUAUGGGCUUCCAAGUGGAUGCUACAGACCAGGUGGUGCUAAACCUGCAGGAGAAGGUGCAGCAGACCUGGAAACCAGGCGAUAACAUUGUAGUUGCCAGUACAGACUACUCCAUGCACCAGGCUGAAGAGUUUACUCUGCUGCCCUGCCCCGACUGUACCAGCAGACAAGUCAGGAUCCAAGGGAAACCUCGUUAUAACCAUGUUGGUGAAAUCAUUGAUGGAGUCGACAUGCGUGCUGAAGUGGCUCUGCUCUCUAGAAACAUUCUCAUCUAUGGAGAAAUGGAAAACUCCUGCUAUGGAAACAAUAAGUGCCAGUUCUUUAACCACGACACCUUUGGAGGCCACAUCAAGAUCUUGGCUAACUUCUCGUCAGUGCAUCUGUCCCACGUGGAGUUGAAGAACAUGGGUCAGCAGCGAGAAAAAGGGCGCUACCCACUCCACUUUCACCUGUGUGGGGAUGUCGACCAGAGGGGAGGCUAUCGGGAGCCCACCUAUGUUGACGGACUUUCCAUACAUCACUCCUUCUCUCGCUGUCUCACCGUCCACGCCACCAAUGGCUUGCUGGUGAAGAACACUGUUGGUUAUGACACAUUGGGCCACUGUUUUUUCCUUGAGGAUGGAAUUGAACAGCGGAACACUUUCUACCACAACCUUGGCCUGUUGACUCAGCCCGGGACUCUGCUGCCGACAGACCGCAACGACACUUUGUGCAUCGCCAUCAGGGACAACGUCUACAAGGGCUACACUCCCUCACCAAGCACUGAGUGCAAGGCAGUCUCUACAUUCUGGAUCGCUAACCCCAACAACAACCUCAUCAACAAUGCAGCUGCAGGAUCUCAGGAUGCUGGUAUAUGGUUUGUAUUUCACAGCUCUUCUACUGGAGACUCUCACGGGCUGGUGCCAGAAACCAAGGCAGAGCUCACACCUCUUGGGAUUUUUUACAACAACCGUGUGCACUCCAACUUUAAGGCAGGGCUGUUCAUUGAUAAAGGAGUGAAGACUACCAAUGCCAGCGCCGCUGAUCCACGGGAAUACCUCUGUCUAGAAAACAGUGCCAGGUUUCGACCGCAUCAGAAUUCGAACCCCACUCGUCCCCGUGUGGCAGCAGUCAUCGACACCCUGAUCUCCUUCAAGAACAAUGACUUAGGAGCGUGGAUUCGAGGAGGAGACAUUAUCAUCCAGAACUCGGGCUUUGCAGACAAUGGAGUAGGACUGUCCUUUGCCAGUGACGGUAGCUACCCUAAAGAUGAAGGCUCCAGCCAGGAGGUGACACAGUCCUUGUUUGUGGGUGAAAGCAGAAACAGAGGAACGAACGGAGGACAGAAUAAAUACUGGGGAGUAGGAGGGACUGAUGGAAAGAUGAGGACACUGCCUAGAAACAGGACGUUCCCAAUUCGAGGUUUUCAGAUCUAUGAUGGCCCAGUGCGGCUCACACAAAGUACAUUUCGAGGGUUCAUCCCCACACCGGAGCGUUAUACCAGUGCAGUGGGAUUCAACCUGAAGAAUACGUGGCAGCUGACUCCAAGAAACAACCUGUCCCAGCUCAGCUUCCACCCCUCUGUGGAUCUUCGAGCGUUCUUUGGACGUCCAGGACAGUGGUUUGAAGAGAACGACUUGGAUGGUGACAAAAACUCCAUCUUUCACGAUGUUGAUGGGUCAGUAACGGGUUAUAGGGACUCCUAUGUCGGCCGAGCAGAUAAUUACCUAAUACAACAUCCUGGCUGUGUGAAAAUACCCCGGUGGAACGGAGUAACCUGCAGCGGCCGCUACUCCCAGGUGUAUAUCCAGACAUGGGGAGCUCCUGGCCUCAGUUUGUCCAUCAGCAGAGAUGAAUACCCUGAUUCUCCUCUGGUACUGAGGGGGAUUAACAGCCAGGGGGCGUCAUCUCAGCAGUACCAGCCUGUCCUGAUGAUGAGCAAGAGCUACACUCUGCACUGGAGUGGACCUGCACCCAGAGAGCUGGUGCUCUCUCUCAUCAAUUUUGAUAAAGGUGCCUGGGUCCUGGUGGGACUCUGUUACCCAUCAGACACCACGUUUCAGAUCAUGAGUGACAUUUACGACAGGCAAAGGAACGUAUUUGAUGACAUUAUGGACUACGGCACCGUGUCGUCUCUUGCUGAGCUGGAGGCAAAACCGAUGGAAAGGAAAUACUUCUUUGACCAACCUGUUGGCUUACUGUGGUUCUACCUUCGGGCCCGGCAUGGUCGUGACGGUCACAGCUACUGUUCAGCAAAAGGCUGCGAACGAGUUAAAGUCACAGCCACAACAAAGUCUAAACAGACCUGUAACUGCACAGCUAAAGCCUACCCCAAGUACUCCAAAACACCCUCAGAAGUGCUGUCCUUGCCAGCUCUAAACACACAGCCCUGCAAAAACUGUGGUGCUCAGCAGUUUGUGUUUUCUAGUGAGCCGUGGACUUCCUAUCUUCAGACACAAGUGAAGUCUCUCAGCACCAAAGAGCAGCAGAAAGGAGAUAACACCUCCUUUAUCACUGUGAAUGAAGUGACCAUGUCCUUCUCUCAGCCUGGGUUUUUCCUGGUCUUGGUGGAUGCCUGCUCUGGAAAAGUCAACCAGGAAACCUCGUUUGCUAAGAUGAAUACUAAGAUGGAACAGUUCCUGAAAACUGCAAUUCCAAAGCGGUCAAUUGUCCUCAUAGCAACUCGAGGUCAGCCUGAGGGCCUGGCUCAAUUGGCACCACAUCUAGUCUCCUUUGGUCUGGCCAAAGCUGCUGAUCUGCAGAGUAAAGAAAGUCUGGUAAUGUGGGGCUUCCUGGGUGGUUCUUUACCCCCUUCGUGGGUUUCACUGCAAACGGGGCAAGGCGAUGAUGUCCUGGGGGUGCAGGAGCGCUACUUGCCCUUGGGUUUGGAGUCUUAUGGCUGUUCGCCACCUGCAGCUCGAACACGCACAGACUUGGAGCUUCUCAGAAAAGCCGCAGGGCCACAGUAACCAAUGUGAACUGUAAUACUUGCCUACCCGGACUCAUUCUUGCACACAGAUACACAAACACACAGCCAGCUGAUGAAUGUGAACUGCUGAACUUUUAAUUUAUUACCAGUGACAAAGAUAUCACAAGUGGAAAAGGAGUAUUGAUAUGA